AUGGCCAAUACAACAACAUAUACCGAUGAUGAUUAUAUUGAUAUAGAAAAGUUUAUACCGUCUAAUUUAGAUGAUCCUGGCAAUGGUAUCAGUGCAUACAAAAAGUGUGUUGAUAAACUUCUUGAUAAUAAAGAAAAAUCUGAUUCAUUAAAUCUUCAAGUCAAAAGUGAUGAUGAUGAUCCAGAUACAGUGAUACUUGUUAAUGAAAAUGUUAGAUCAGAUGAAGAAAUCGAGAAAGAAAUUUAA
Molecule: messenger RNA, 246 nt
Organism: Entrophospora sp. SA101
Lineage: Eukaryota; Fungi; Glomeromycota; Glomeromycetes; Entrophosporales; Entrophosporaceae
Source: the annotation of a GenBank genome assembly